Drosophila rhopaloa is the source of this 1842-nucleotide messenger RNA. RefSeq names its product transcription factor grauzone. Gene Ontology annotation, molecular function: DNA-binding transcription factor activity, RNA polymerase II-specific; zinc ion binding; RNA polymerase II transcription regulatory region sequence-specific DNA binding. Lineage: Eukaryota; Metazoa; Arthropoda; Insecta; Diptera; Drosophilidae. The coding region runs from base 96 to 1796 and encodes 566 amino acids. The record is from RefSeq and is a predicted model, not a curated record. The transcript is spliced from 4 exons. Gene Ontology annotation, cellular component: nucleus. Gene Ontology annotation, biological process: regulation of transcription by RNA polymerase II.
UGGUACCGAUCAGCUGGGCAUCGGCCAGUUUUAAUUCGUAAAAUAAAACGCAUUUUAAAGCAUUUUCGCCCAUUUCUGGCAUUCUUUUGAUACAAAUGCCUUGUUUUCUGUGUACGCAGCGUGCGGAUAACGCAGUUGGAAACAUAGAGUUCGCUUCGGAGGAAGCUGAAUCACUGGGCCUGCGAUGCAUCAUCGAGAAGCACUUCUGGCUAAAGAUCCUUGAUUUGGGCAGUGGCUAUGUCUGCGGCGCCUGCUGGGAGCAGCUGCUGCUCUUCCACAACUUCUACUUGAGUGUUGAGCAGGCCCACAAGGCGUUGGAGCAAACGGUUCUGGAGAAGACAUCUCCGCCAGAAGUAGCUUCCCCCGGACACACGGUGAAGAGUGAACAGGUUGAUAGUGUGGCCGCUGCCGUUAAGCGUCGACGUGGACGUCCCAGAACGACGUGGACGUCAAAGGAUGCCAGCGAAGAAUUUAAGAGUGUGUUGGAGCAGAUAAACCUAAAUGAGAUAAAAAUCGAGUUCCCAGAGGCCGAUCUAACCAUUGCCGAUGUGUUAGAGGAUCAGGACAAUUUUCUUCCGGAUGAGUGCGCUAGCGGGGACGAAGGGGAAGAAGACCAAGAGGAAGAACCCCAGCCAAAGAUUAAGCGAAAGGUUCGCGGACGCCCAAGGGGACGUGGUAGGGUGCGAGUGGCGGAACGCCCCAAGGCAACCGGUCUCCCUAACAUCCAAAAGUCGCAGGAGUUCAACGACUUUAUCCAGGAGCACUAUAAGGUCCUUUGCCACAUAUGCAACAAGCCCAUGGAGGGCUUUUCCGAGAUGCUGGUACAUGUACGGCGUGAGCACAAACAACGCGGCUACUCGAUGUGCUGCAACCGCAAGUUCUGGAAGCGGGGCGUCCUUGUGGACCACCUGCGCCGCCACCAGGACCCUGAGUUCUUCAAGUGUUCCAUUUGCUCACGCGUUAUGGGCCACCGCCGCAGUCUGGAGCUGCACAUGCGCAUGCACGAGAUCAAGUCGCGUGGACGACUCUACCAAUGCGAACACUGCACCAAGAGCUUCUACAGCUCCGUAGUCUGCGAGCGCCACAAGCUGACGCACAUUCCACGGGAGCAGUGGCAGGUGAAGUGCACAAACUGUGAGAAGACUUUUACCACCCAGUAUUCCAUGCAACAGCAUGUGAAGCUGGUCCAUUUGAAUUUAUAUGCCAAGAUCUGUGAUGUCUGUGGAAAAUCCAUCAGAGGUCGCGAAGCCUUGGCCCGCCACAUGGAGGAGCACACAGGCACACCGCAGACAGCCAUUAAGUGCCACCUGUGUGACUCCAUGCUGACCACAAAGUAUGGACUGGCGCGCCACAUUAAAAUGAUGCACACAGCCGAGAACCUGCAGCCCAUGCAGUGUGAGCUCUGUCUAAAAAUAUCGCCCAGCCUGCAGGCACAUCAGCACCAUAUCAAGUACACCCACAAUACGGCUCGAAGUCAUCAGUGUCCUAUGUGCGAGAAGGCCUUUAAGCGGCCCAACGAGCUGAGGGAACACAUGACCACCCACACGGGAGAAGUUCUGUACACCUGCCCUCACUGCCCGCAGACCUUUAAUUCAAAUGCCAACAUGCAUGCCCACCGGAAGAAGGUGCACCGCAAAGAGUGGGAGGAGAACCGCCACCAGCGGCUGCAUCGACCUCGGAAGUCCGACACGAUAAUUGCCGUGAGCGUGCGCAAGACCACGGAGGCCAGGCAGGAUGGAGGGACAGGAGCUACAGAUGUGAUUGCAACGCCCAAUAGCCCCGGAGCAGAGUGCUAGCCCUAGAUGACCCUUUGACCCAAUAAAAACCAAAUGAGACACUGUA